AUGGAUUUGAUACAGAUUGGAAAGCACACAAAGACGCUGCUGCUUCAACAAGCCAAGAUACGUCACAGCCAGCCCAAAUCUGUCAAGGGACACGCUGCAGAGGGCAAGGGAGACCAUCCUUGUUUAGAAUGCCAAUCAAAGAGGAUGGGAGCAUGUCGACCCAAACAAAUGAGCGUGAUUAUAACAUCGGACACACCAUAUCCUGUUCUGUGUCUGUUUUUCAAGGAUGCAUGGAGCAUGUCUAAUGCAAGGAAAGGGGGAAGGGCGUUAGGUGUUGUUUUAGCCCCUCAAAAUGGUACUAUUCACAAAAUUUAG
Molecule: messenger RNA, 315 nt
Organism: Prunus armeniaca (apricot)
Lineage: Eukaryota; Viridiplantae; Streptophyta; Magnoliopsida; Rosales; Rosaceae
Source: the annotation of a GenBank genome assembly